AUGACGCCCUCAAAGCGCAUGCGGCUCGGCACUAAAAGCUGCAUGGAGUGCCGCCGAAGAAAAGUCCGCUGCAUCUUCCGGACAGACGAAAACGCCUGCGAGGCAUGUCUGGCCCAUGAGGCCGACUGCAUCGCUCAGCAGGCUGGAGGCGGUGAAGUGCCCAGCGACGAGGUUGACGCUCUGAAGCAGCGCUUACAGGACCUCGAGGCCAUUGUCCGUAAGCUUUCCCCGAAUGAGACGACAUCGGCCCGCUCCGAUUUUGCUAGAGACGAUGCGUCUGUCGUGCUUGAGCGAGAUGCUUGUGGCGGCCUGGCCCCCACCGAGACACUCGCACACUCACAGGCGACGACACCAUCUACCGUAGGCGGGAGGCCACUGUCGGCCGCAAAGCGCGGCGGAGUCGAGCUGUCUUCAAAGGAACCGGCCAUCGAAAACUCGCCAUUAAUGAUUCUAUUCAAGUGCGCCUCACUACUAGACAGAGAGAACAGGCCCGCGUCUACGACACCACCGCCAUUGUGCAUCUCAGCUGCAUUUGGCGUGCUUCAACACCGAGAUCGUUUCGUGUCCCUGCUCCCGUCGACACAAGACCUUGACCAUAUUCUAGAAGCCACAGAGAAGUACUGGCCGAUAUGGCCGCCGUACUACUAUGGAGAGCCCCGGGCAUCUGACGUCCUGGGACCCGGAAAGAGGCAGCUGGCGCGACAGCUAAUGUUCACAGUAGCCACCAGCUCCAUGGAGCCAGGGCUAAUAGCAAGAUCGGCUCUGUGGUUGGCGCUUUGCGUGCAACAGACGUCUAGAAGCGUCUUGUCCAUUCUGAGCAUUUCCUAUCCCCAACAAGACCUGGUCAACUCAUACAUGAGAAUAGCAAAGUCGCUGCUGGAGCUGGACGGGGAGUGCGGUGGAACCAUCGAUGGCAUCGAAAGCAUGAACAUGCUGUACAAGCUGUACAUCAAUAUGGGGCGGCCGCAAAACGCGUGGUACUGGUGUCGACAAGCCAUCACCACGGCCGUGAGCUGCGGCCUCUCUCGCGAGGUGGACGCGCUGGAUAUGCGCGCCGCGUAUGCGUGGUCCACGGCAUGGCAUGCCGAGCGGCUCAUGGCCCUGAUGCUAGGGCUACCGACGUCCGUUUCAGCAAACCACCCGGGAACGUUGUCCAACUCACAUUCCAUCUCGUUGAUGAGCCGCAUAAUGUGGUCGGUGGCACUCAUCUGCGGGAAGGCCAUCGACCGCGACCAGGCGGACUACGCUGUAGUUAACUAUGCGACGACUGUCGAGAUCGACCAGGAUAUUGAAGAAGCAUACCGCCUGUUCCCAGACGAGCACUGGUUCCAUCUGGCACCGGAUAUGUCGCUCUCCGACUGCUGGAACCAGCAAGCCAGCAAGAUCAUCUUCUUCACGACCCUUAAGCUCGUGCACAUGCCAUACAUGCUCAAGUCAGUGGACGAAUCCAAGUUCUUUCACAGCUGGGACCGCGCCAUGGAGGGCGCCCGUGGAGCGGCGAGGGCAUACACCGACUUUAGGACAUGGGCCGGUGGCAGCGUAGACCAAUGCGAGCUAAUGGACUUUCAAGCUUUCAGCGCAGCCAUGGUCGUCAUCAUAGGGCACUUGAUAUCCCCUACGAGAGCUACACCACUCGUCAAAGAACAGGACUGGGCUCUCGUCCGAGACGUGUCUUUCUGUCUGAGGCAUACCGUUGCCAUCAUGGACUGUACCGUCGCCGCGCAGGCAGCCCACAUCCUCGAUCUAGUUAACGCGGCACGGCACGGGGCCUACAUUGCCGACGAUGAUUACGCCGUAGCCAUCCCCUAUUUUGGGAGAAUGCGCAUCAACAAGAAGAGAAUCUCGACGGAGAACCUGAAAGGUAGCGAAAAUAGCGGCACCAGCCCUCAUCUUAGUCCUGUGCUGCCAUUCGACUCAUCAGCUACGCUUCCGGAUACGCACUUCAACACCGUCGAUUUUAGCACCAACAUAUUCACGCACGAGUACCCUUUCAAACUUGACUUUGAGACGGAGCUUUGCUCCGACUGGGCGGACCCGGCACUGCUGUGCCCAGAAACAGACUGGUCCCAAACAUUUAGAUGCGGCCCCUUCUACCCGUUUGACGGCUAG
Messenger RNA from Penicillium atrosanguineum, 2109 nucleotides. RefSeq lists its product as uncharacterized. Gene Ontology annotation, biological process: regulation of DNA-templated transcription. Gene Ontology annotation, molecular function: zinc ion binding; DNA-binding transcription factor activity, RNA polymerase II-specific. The record is from RefSeq and is a predicted model, not a curated record. Lineage: Eukaryota; Fungi; Ascomycota; Eurotiomycetes; Eurotiales; Aspergillaceae. The transcript has a single exon. Bases 1 to 2109 code for a protein of 702 amino acids.